AUGCCGGUCCUCACGGCAGGAGCGGGGCUACAUGAAACGUUGGCCCUGCUGACCUCUCAGCUGCGUCCUGAUGCCAAUCACAAAGAGGACAUGGUGUUCCUCAAAGAUGUCUUCAGCGAGAGAAGCUUGGGAUACCUCAUGAAGAUUCAUGAGAAGCUGAGACAGUAUGAGAGACAGAGUCCAACACCUGUCCUCCACAGUGCCGCUACUCUGGCAGAGGAUGUAAGUACGCCACACAAUUUGCAGGUGGCAGAGGAGCUGCAGAGUGGACCAAUGAGCACUGAGGAGAAGGAGCUGCUGCAACUGCUUACCUCACCACAUCUAAAGGCCGUUCUCUCUGUGCACGACACCGUGGCUCAGAAGAACUUUGACCCCGUGCUCCCGCCGUUGCCAGAUGACUUUGACGACGAACUGGAGGAGGAGUCGGUGAAGAUUGUCAGGCUGGUGAAGAACAAGGAGCCUCUGGGAGCCACCAUCAGGCGUGAUGAGGCUACUGGGUCAGUGAUCGUGGCUCGAAUCAUGAGGGGAGGCGCAGCUGACCGAAGUGGUUUGGUACAUGUAGGAGAUGAACUCAGGGAAGUCAACGGCGUCUCUGUGAUCCACAAGAGGCCUGAUGAGAUCAGUCAGCUGCUGUCCCAGUCCCAGGGCUCCAUCACUCUGAAGAUAAUCCCUGCCAUUAAAGAAGAGGACCGGCUUAAGGAGAGCAAGGUGUACGUGAGAGCCUUGUUCGACUACACCCCCUUGGACGACAAGGCCACACCCUGCCAAGAAGCAGGACUUCCCUUCAAGCGGGGAGACAUCUUGCAGGUGGUGACCCAGGACGACCAUACGUGGUGGCAGGCAAAGCGUGUGGGGGACAGCAACCUGCGGGCCGGGCUCGUCCCAUCCAAACAGUUCCAGGAGAGGCGACUGGCCUACAGGAUCAAAAUGGGCACGCUCCCGAAUCCAAAAUCCCCUAAAAAGCCUGCCUAUGACCAAGGAUGUGAUAAAGAGGACUGUGACUGUGAGGGCUAUUUCAAUGGACAGUACAUAGCUGGUCUGCGGAGAAGUUUCCGGCUGAGUCGUAAAGACAGGCAAGGGUCUUCAGGUGAGGGCUCAGAUGCCGAAGAUUCAGACUUCUUGACCUACGAGGAGGUGGCUCGCUACCAACAACGGUCCAAUGAGAGGCCCCGUCUGGUGGUUCUGAUUGGUUCUCUUGGAGCACGGAUCAAUGAACUCAAACAGAGGGUGAUUGCUGAAAACCCACAUCGUUAUGCAGUGGCUGUACCACAUACCACUAGGCCCAAGAAACCUCAUGAGAAGGAGGGUGUAGAGUACCACUUUGUCACCAAACAGCAAUUUGAUGCAGAUGCCUUGAACAACAAGUUCAUAGAGCAUGGGGAGUACAAGGAGAACCAGUAUGGCACCAGCAUAGAGGCUAUUCGCUCUGUGCAGGCCAAGAAUAAGAUGUGUAUAGUUGAUGUGGAGCCUGAGGCCCUGAAGAGGCUGCGGACAGCAGAGUUUAAACCCUAUGUGAUAUUUGUCAAACCCCGUGUUCCUGAGAGUAGACGUCGCCGCAGCGCUACCACCUCACCAGGAGGGGGAGACCAUGGCCGUGUUACAGACGAGGACCUCCAGGAGAUGCGUCAGUCUGCCAUUCAGAUUGAUCAGCAGUACGGACACCUGGUGGACCGGGUCCUGAUCAAGGAGGACUCAGCCAGUGCUUGUUCAGAGCUGAGAGGUAUUUUGGAAAGGCUGGAGCGAGAGUCCUUCUGGGUGCCCCUCAGCUGGGUGCGGACCUAA
Molecule: messenger RNA, 1782 nt
Organism: Scomber scombrus (Atlantic mackerel)
Lineage: Eukaryota; Metazoa; Chordata; Actinopteri; Scombriformes; Scombridae
Gene: mpp3a
Product: MAGUK p55 scaffold protein 3a
Exons: 18
Coding region: 1-1782 (593 amino acids)
Cellular component (GO): plasma membrane; cell-cell junction
Molecular function (GO): protein binding
Source: RefSeq, a predicted model, not a curated record